AUGGAGGCGAAAGGGAUCGAAGCGAAUGUCGUCACCUACAACUCUCUCAUAAGCAGCUUCUGUAAAGCCGGAAGAUGGGACGAUGGAGCGCAGUUGUUGAAGGAUAUGAUCACAAGGGGAAUCGCCUCGGACGUUGUUAUUUUCAAUGCAUUGAUCGAUUGUUUGGUGAAAGAGAGGAAACUUAAGGAGGCUGAAGAACUGUACAAUGAGAUGAUCACAAGGGGCAUAGAUCCUGACACCAUUACAUAUAACUCUUUGAUAGAUGGGUUGUGCAUUGAAAACCGCUUAGAUGAAGCCAACCAGAUGAUGGAUGUGAUGGUUAGCAAGGGGUGCGAACCGAGUAUUGUGACUUAUGGAGUUAUGGUAGUCAUUGUAAACAUUCUCAUCCAAGGGUUUUGUCAAGAGGGAAAACUUAAUGUCGCCAAAGAACUCUUCCAAGAGAUGGUUUCUGAAGGUGCUCGUCCUGAUACUGUGACUUAUGGUAUUUUGUUGGAUGGAUUGUGUGACAAUGGAGAGCUAGAAGAGGCUUUAGAAAUACUUGACAAAAUGCACACGAGUAAGAUGGAUCCUGGUAUCGGCGUCUAUAAUAUCAUCAUUCACGGGAUGUGCAAUGCAAGGAAAGUCGAUGAUGCUUGGGAUCUAUUCUCUAGCCUUCUCCCUCUCAAAGGAGUGAAGGCUGAUGUCAAAACGUAUACCAUAAUGAUUGCAGGACUGUGUAAGAAAGGCUCACUGUCUGAAGCGGAUAUGUUGUUUAAAAAGAUGGGAGAGGAGGAUGGGAUUGCGCCAAAUGAGUGUACAUACAACACACUGAUCCGAGCUCAUCUCGGAGGUAGUGGUGUAGUCGCUUCAGUUGAACUCAUAGAAGAAAUGAAGAGGUGUGGGUUUGCUGCAGAUGGUUCCACCAUGAAGAUGGUUAUUGAUAUGUUAUCUGAUGGUAGAUUGAACAAAAGCUUCUGGAGUAUGCUUUCUUGA
Brassica napus (rape) is the source of this 972-nucleotide messenger RNA. RefSeq names its product pentatricopeptide repeat-containing protein At1g12620-like. Gene Ontology annotation, molecular function: protein binding. The record is from RefSeq and is a predicted model, not a curated record. Bases 1 to 972 code for a protein of 323 amino acids. NCBI's taxonomy places the organism in Eukaryota, Viridiplantae, Streptophyta, Magnoliopsida, Brassicales, Brassicaceae. The transcript is spliced from 2 exons.